UGGCUCUUCCCCGAAUGAAAACCUAAACCUCAGAGGAAGAGAGAAAACGAGAGAAAAUCAAAGAAAUGGCUCAGCUUGAAGGAUUCAUCUGCCCCCUGUGCAUGCAGGCUCUGCCUGGCGUUAGUCAACUGGAAAGACACGUUAGGGAAGAGCACAAUGACACUGCUACUGGUAAAAUGAAAGCAAAUUUCAAGCAGUUUAUUGGGAAAGCAAAGACAACACUCACCAAGCAAAGGGGCGGGCUAGAGGAGUCUGUCGUUAGUGAAGGAGCAGCUGCAGUAGGAGUGAGGAGAGAGGGGGAGGAGGAGGGGUUUCAGUCGAUAAUUGGAGUAUCAGGAAUCAACACUUCACUCUGGCCUGAACAAGAAUUUGGUAAAUAUAGAGAUCAUUUGGACGCGUUUCGUAAAGUAAGGGACUCACGCGUUCAACGUAUCGCCGUGGAAACCAAUCGACUUCUGGUCAGACUUGAAAAGCUACUAAGACUUCUGAAGAAUGAGCACGCUAUGAAACAGAAGCAGCUUAAAGCUCUGGAGCAGGACAUUGUACCUUGGAAGAAAGACUCAGAGAGCAAGCGCUGCAUGAAAUGCAGUCGUGAGUUUAACAUUCACCGAAGGAAGCAUCACUGCAGACUCUGUGGAGAUGUCAUAUGUAAAAAGUGUUCAAAUUUCUUUCCUUUUUCUGAAGCAUAUCAACUGAUGUCCGAUAAUCCCAACUACAGGUCUCUCCUUCCUGAUCCAGCUGCCACUGCUAGCAAACAAAAGAAAAAUAAAUUGAAACGUUUCCUGAAAGAUGAGGAUGAUGAAGAUGAGGACACUUCAGAUGAGCUGAGAGUGUGUCCAUCUUGUGAGGAGUUGCUAGUCAGACAGUUAGCCAGGAUGUCAUCGGAAGGUAGAACUGAAGUGGUUGGACUUUACGAGAAGAUGCAAGUGACAAUGACUAAUGCAGAGAAACUGAAACCAAAGUAUCUAGAAAUGGCCGACAGCUUAUUGAGUGGGGAGUAUCACUUCAGACUGAUGGAUGCUCAAAAUGUCAGGCAAGAUUUAGUAAAACUUUAUGAGGUAGUGGAUGCACUUAGUAAACGUAUUAUGAAUCUCAAGUAUGAUGAUGGCGGAGAGCCAAGUCCUUCGUGUCUCAAAGUCCAGAGGAACAUUCGUCUCUUUGCUAGCAGUUACUUGCAAGAUAACCUCCUCAUGUUGCCUGGCCUACCUACUGUAGAAAAACUAAAAGAUUUGAGGAGAGAGAAAGAAAGAGAAAUAGAAGAGAAGAAGCUUCGACUCUUGAAGGAGAAAGAAGAGAAAAGAGAGCUUGAGAUUGCAGCUGCUGCUGCAGCCAAUAAAAGAGACAGUGGGGCCUUCUUUGGAAGCAAGAAAGAACCAAACACUUUACAAUUACCAUCUAGCGGAAUGAAGAAAGAGAACAGCUCAUCUUCACGAUUAGAUAUAUCAUUCUCAGCUAUUGAUAGUAAAGUACGGAUCUCCCCAUCCUUCAAGCGAAAGGCUAAAGCUGUUUUUGGUAUCAAAGAAUCGGGCGAAACCUCCAGCACUAGUAAUCGUGGUUGGACUGCUGAAGCAGCCGUGACAGAAUGCCUUGACGAUGGAGAGCUUGAUCCAUUUGAGCUCCAGAGACAGCAGCUGCUGGGUUAUAUUGCACAAGCUGAGCAGGCAAAGAGAUUUGAUGAAGUAGCUACCCUCAAGGAGUCGUUGCAUGAAAUUGAAGCACUGAUGGUGGAAAGAGGAACAACUUGAUUUCAGUAUUAGGGCACACUAUUUAUUGAUUAUUGUUAUAUUUAAUUCUCAUGUUAUACUAUUAUUAUUAUUAUUAUUAUUAUAUGCUGAAUAAUUACUAUAUUGAUUUCAUUAUUUUAAUGACGAUUUUACUGUUUUACCAAUGUCA
Amphimedon queenslandica is the source of this 1893-nucleotide messenger RNA. RefSeq names its product rabenosyn-5-like. Gene Ontology annotation, molecular function: metal ion binding. The transcript has 9 exons. NCBI's taxonomy places the organism in Eukaryota, Metazoa, Porifera, Demospongiae, Haplosclerida, Niphatidae. The coding region runs from base 66 to 1745 and encodes 559 amino acids. The record is from RefSeq and is a predicted model, not a curated record.